Messenger RNA from Eruca vesicaria subsp. sativa (arugula), 2331 nucleotides. The record is from the annotation of a GenBank genome assembly. NCBI's taxonomy places the organism in Eukaryota, Viridiplantae, Streptophyta, Magnoliopsida, Brassicales, Brassicaceae.
GUUGGCUAUACAAAUGGCUCAAUUUCGACCCUUUAUUUUUAACCUUUCGUAAAUUUGACCCCAUAGUUUAUUUUUUCGCCUGUGGAUAAAGUGCGCAAAACCUUCAGGUCCCUCCGACCUCCGGCAAUGUCGUUGAAACUCAACAUCCCUUUCCCAAUUUUCGCGCCAUCUCUGUUCCCAAACCCGAACCCAAGAGGACCCAGCGAGCUCCGAUUCUCCAGAUGGGGCAACGCUAACGCUGAGCGGUUCGAGCAUUGCCGCCGUACCCAAGAGGAGCUCGAAGCAGAAAUCCGCCGCGACCGCCGUUUCGACGCCGCCACUUCAAUCGUCCACACACAAGACUCCUCCGCCGCAUCAUCCGAGCCCAAAACCUCUCCUUUCAGGUCCAGAGGCACUCCUUCGCAACCGUCCGCUCGAUCGAUCCCGGGCCGGAGAUCCAAAUACUCCAAGCCCGAUUACGGGCCCAACAGGCCCAAGAACAAACCCAAAGUCCCCGACUCUCCGCCCCAGGUGGACGCGAAGCCGGAGGUUAAGCUGAGCGAAGACGGGUUGACUUACGUCAUCGACGGAGCUCCGUUCGAGUUCAAGUACAGCUACACGGAGACGCCAAAGGUGAAGCCUUUGAAGCUUCGCGAGGCUCCCUACGCGCCUUUUGGCCCCACGACGAUGGGGAGGCCGUGGACUGGUCGUGCUCCGCUUCCUCAGUCGCAGAAGACGCCGAGGGAGUUUGAUUCUUUUAGCUUGCCGCCGGUGGGGAAGAAGGGAGUGAAGCCGGUUCAGAAACCGGGUCCUUUUCGGCCCGGGGUGGGGCCUAGGUAUGUUUAUACAAAGGAGGAGAUUUUGGGAGAGCCGUUGACAAAGGAAGAGAUCAGAGAGCUUGUUACUUCUUGCUUGAAGACUACAAGGCAAUUGAAUAUGGGCAGAGAUGGCUUGACGCAUAACAUGUUGAACAACAUACAUGAUCUAUGGAAGCGGCGAAGGGUUUGUAAGAUUAAAUGCAAGGGAGUUUGUACAGUCGACAUGGAUAACGUUUGCGAGCAGCUAGAGGAGAAAAUUGGUGGGAAGGUGAUAUACAGAAGAGGAGGUGUGAUUUUUCUUUUCCGUGGCAGAAACUAUAACCACAGGACAAGACAACGGUUCCCUCUUAUGUUGUGGAAGCCUGUAGCACCUGUUUAUCCAAGGCUGAUUCAACAAGUUCCUGAGGGUUUAACUCUUAAGGAAGCUACGGCGAUGCGGAGGAAAGGCCGAGAGCUCAUGCCCAUUUGCAAGCUAGGAAAGAAUGGUGUGUAUUGUGACCUUGUGAAAAAUGUGAGAGAAGCAUUUGAAGUUUGUGAAUUGGUUCGGAUCGAUUGUCAAGGGAUCAAAGGCAGUGAUUUUAGGAAAAUUGGUGCCAAGCUCAAGGAUCUUGUUCCAUGCGUGCUCAUAUCUUUUGAAAACGAGCAGAUUCUUAUCUGGAGGGGACGAGAAUGGAAAUCAUCUCUCACAGUUCCAGAUAAAAAGGAUGAUAUCCUCAGAGAUAUCGAAGUUGAUACUAUCUCUCCGGAAGAGGAUGAAGCAUCAGAGUCACUAAAUCUGACUCGAACUGUGAACCAGAACUCUUCUUCUAGUCCUAUGGAAUCGCAUAACGAUCCAGAUAGUGAUGAUUUGAGCUCUUCAACUGUAGAUAUCUCGACAAUGGAAGGCACAAGCACUACUCUACAGACCUCGUCUACAGAAGAUGUUACUGCAGAUAACUCUCCUGAAGAGGAGUCAGAAACAACGGAAGAGAUCAACAGACAAAGCGUGGAGAGAGUUUUAAACAUGAUGAAACAAGCUGUAGAGAGUGGGGCUGCGUUGGUGUUAGACGCUGCUGAUCUUGAUCCAGACACAGUCUUUGCAAAAGCCGUGGCCUUUUCGAGUGUAGCUACACCGGGACCAGUUUUCAAGCAUGGGUUGAGGAAACAACCAGCGGUUAAGAAAGAGGAGAUCCGAGAAUUCAGGUACCAGAACUUGGAGGCAAAGACAAGUAGUGAUGUGAUUCCUGGAAGAAAAGAAGUUGCAGUGAGGGUUGAGAGAUAUAAGGGGAAGGAGAAGGAAGGAGUUGAGAAGAAAAUGGAUGAGCUUGAUGAAGAUUACAGAGAAGUCAUACCUCAUGGAACACUGAAAGUAGAUGAACUAGCUAAACUUCUAGCGUAAUGUUAUCUGUACUUUUAUGUCUAAUAAUCAGAAAGGUGUGCAACAUUGAGAGAAAAAUGUAUUUCACAUAUUUGUUAGUGAAAAGGUGCAUAAAUUAGUAAAUAUUUGACUUCUGUUCAGGUCAAUAACAAUAUUUUGGAAUUUUAUGGUUGUUUU